AUGUUCAUGUGGGUUGCAGAGUUCAGUGAAGGUGUCACCACAGAACUCACAGACAUGACCAGUGCGCUUGUGGUUGAUGGGGAAGCAUUUAUAUCUCUUUUUAUAUUUUUAAAUUCAAUUUUUCUUAAAUCAAGGAUCACUGCUGAGCAUGAUAUCAAUCAAGAUUUAGAAAUAGAAGUCAAUAGUUUGGAAAAAGAAAAUAAUCUUAAACCAUCUUUUAAUAAAGAGAUUCCAAACAAUAAAAAACUAAAAUUUCCAAUUCAAAAUCAAACUAAAACAGCUUAUUACAAAAGAUAUAAAGAUGUAGAAACAAAUGUUGAAAUUGUCAAACUAUACAUUCAAGAGACAAAUGUUCAAUGGACUUGGGAUCGUCCCGAGAAAAAGAAAUGUCAUUUCACCAAUAAACGGGACUAUAUAAAACAACCUAUUUUAUUUGUUUCAGAUUCAAAUGAUAACAAUGACAAUGAUUGCGAAAUUCAAUGUCCUGGUAAAUCAAUGUCAGAAAGAGAGUCUUAUACAGAUGGGAGCAUAUUUCAAACAGGGAAAGGAAAUUGUGUAAAAUCAGUACAUUUCUCAAUGGAAAAUGACCAUGUAAAGAGAGCAUACGAUGUAGUAGCAGGAAUAUUUUUGGACUCUGAUGUACCACUUCCAAUGUUUGGUUGGGACCAAUAUACCUAUGCCGAAAAACCAUCACCAAAAGUAUUACUAUUUGCUAAAUAG
Messenger RNA from Heterostelium album PN500, 720 nucleotides. RefSeq lists its product as uncharacterized. Lineage: Eukaryota; Evosea; Eumycetozoa; Acytosteliales; Acytosteliaceae. Bases 1 to 720 code for a protein of 239 amino acids. The record is from RefSeq and is a predicted model, not a curated record. The transcript is spliced from 4 exons.